AUGAUGGGGCAUAUUCCCAGCAGCGCCAUCAGCGCUGCCACUCCAAACAAAGACCAGUUUGAUACUGUUGACGAUGCUGCCCCAACGCAGGACCAUGAGGCAGGGCACACUCUUGGGGAAAAAAAUUCCCUUAUUUCACCCUCGGGCUCUUCUUCCUCUUCUUUCUUCGGGAACAUUCGAAAUCUUUUCAACUUUCCUGACUCUAGCACCAGCUGCCUUACAUUCGAGUUUCGCAAUUGGCACACUGCUGAUUUCCAGUGCGAUGUGUCAACAGCACCCCCAGACUGCCAGAUGGAUGAAGAAACCCCUAUCAAGGCAGAGCCUUGCCAAGAUGGAACUCUGAAAAUCCACACCCUCGUGCCAAAGGAGUUUCCAGGCGGCAAAAAGGGGCUCUUCUUGACCACAACAAAUUUCCUUCGCGAUCCAAAAACAUAUGGCAUUCAAUCAAUCCACAUGGGUGAUGGUGCUAUAGAAUCCUAUCUGACGGACGUCGUCGAAAUUUUCAAAUCCCAGUCCAAGAAUUCCAACCGCAACAAAAACAAGGACUCGAAGGGCAAGGCCAUCAAAUGGAAAAACCCAACCACCGCAUUUGGAUGUCGCUACGUAUGGGCACAUGAUAAUGCCAUGCCUCAUAUGCUCUAUUUUCGUGUCCGUCCUACCUGCAUGGGCCUUCCUGCAUUAGUGGUGGUAAACACAAACAAAGCAGAAUACAAACAAGAGCUUGACGGUGACAAGAUUGUCCUUCCUCAGAUCCAUAUACAUCUGGUAUUCACAUACUACCAAUCUUGUUUCGACCAUACAAGCCAAAGCUACGCCAAUAUCCCUGGGUUUCAACCAGAUCCUUCACAGCCUUGGUGGUGGAACAUCAUUCAACACCACAACAAACAGCAUGAAGAACAUCUAAAGGGAACUGUGGCAGAUUCUGGCAAGUCGAAGAUUAUGCCUCAUCAUCCUACAGCUUCUGCUAUUAGCUCAUCGAAAGACCCUGUCAAUAGACCAAAGGUUCCAAAAGUAUUCGACAAGGAUCUUCUUCCGCAAAGAUCUCAUCUACUUUCACAUCGUCAGGAAGAAAGCUCCAACAUGGAACUUGUCUCUGUGUCUACUCUGUCGACCAUGGCAAAGAAGAGAAAAAGCAAACGAAAGAAUAAUAAGAAACAUGGACAGGAGACUUCAGAUAUCUUUGUUACUGAAGCUACUGGUUCCCAGCAAAACACUGAAAAGCUGAAUUCUCUCGCGAAAGGAAAGGAGUCUGAAAUAAAUACCGAUCUUCAAGAACCUUCUGACACGAUACAUUUGGGGACUCAUGCAUCCCGAAAUUUGGUGCCUGGUGGUUACAAGACCAAUGAAACCGCCCAUGUGCUACGCGAGUCGAAUGAACCCGAUACUAUUGAGACCGGCUCUCCUCAGAAACAAGCCAUUCAUUCCGUGUCUCAGCCUAGAUCAUCUCCUACCAAUACUCUGCCUAAUGAGAGUGCAGAAGAAGCCCAUGACGAGAAAGAACCAAAACCUGAGAAGAAAAAAUCGAAAAAGAAGGGCGAGCAGGGUAAGCAGGGUAAGCAGGGCAAGCAGGCAAUGAAGUCUGAAAAUCUCAAUCAGGAGAAGGUACAUACUGGGGAACCUAUGGCAAUCACUACGAAUCAACAUGGUAUCAUCGAAAUCCCAGAAGAUGACACUGGCUGGAGUGUUGUUUCCCAUGCAAAAAGGCGUCAGGGUUUGUCCAAAUCACGGCCAGCCGUCGAGGAUCAGGAUCACAAUCGAGAUGUCAGAGAGCACGCCUUGCCAAAAGCGCGAGCCAGUGAAGAGCACUUGCCAUCAGGCUCAGCUACCGUCCAAGCACCACCUCCGAAUGUUACGAGUGAGGAAUUUCCACCUUUGCCGCCGACCUCUAAGAAAACAUAUAUUCCCAAUCAUGAAUUUGUUGAUAGUAGGCAUGUUCUGAAUCCAGCAACGCAGCCUGGGCCAUCUGAUAGCAAGAAGAAGAAAGGGAAGGGAAAACUUGCAGCUCCCAUCCCCGCACUGGCCAAUCCAACAGUGAAAUCACAGCCUGAGGCACCUGGGCCUAAAGGUCCGGUUGGUGAAACUCCUUUCAUUCAGCUAGACAGUACCGGUUUCAAAUGCACCUUACCCAGCUGUGAUAAGCGUUGUUGCUCCCUCGAUUACACCUCAGUCAUUUGUCCUCGGUGUGGGCCUCUCUCUGAAAUACGCUACUGUAGUCAAGAGCAUCUCUUUGCAGAUGUCAAGAACCAUUGGUCGUGGUGCGGGCAAUACGCGUUUGGAAUCAUAGCUCGCGGCGAACUGCCAGUGAUUAGCUCCCCCCCUCUACUACCAAAUCUUUACAAUUGGGAUAACCCAGAGAGACAUCGCCAGGCCGUCCACCACGCAGUAGAUCGCUCCGGGGAUUACUUCGUCUUCAGCGACUGGGAGGACUACAUCGGGGCAGGGCAACCAGCAGAUGUUCUAAAUAUCCGCUGUUCCACUCGCGUCGUUCAUGUUGUGUCAUUUGACAAUCCGGUCCUAAAAGACCGCUUCCAUCGCAUUUUGGGAGUCUGUCUUUUUAUGUCCCCUGCGCAAGUCGAAUUCCUAGGGUAUCUGUUCCGAAUGAUACGUGACAAACUCCGCGAACAGGGGUUGUGGUCCGCCGCCAUGGACCGGGCCGUGCGGUACCAAAUGAACAUGGAGUUCCAGUGCGAUCUGAUGGACUGGUACACGGGGUCCCGGCACGCCUGCGAAAUCGACUGGUCUGGAGGAAACCGUCGAGGGUGCCGGGACACCCUGUGCCAGCAGGAAUUCCAAACCCUGCUCGGCGCCACUCCUCUCCUCCUCGAGGAGAGGAUGAAGAAUAUGGAGGCGAAUUUUUGGCUGUUGCGUGCCCACCGCCACACCCACCCAAGCCUCCCAGGGAUGAUAGAGGCAGCAAUCCAGGGACGCACACGGGGUGAAGGUUUCCCGUGUGUGCUCCCUGAGGAUGAGCGCCUGUUUACGCGUGGAACGGGCUGGGACUGGCCAAUUGGAGAUAUGGAGAUAGAAGAACCUGGAUUCUGA
Molecule: messenger RNA, 3042 nt
Organism: Talaromyces proteolyticus
Lineage: Eukaryota; Fungi; Ascomycota; Eurotiomycetes; Eurotiales; Trichocomaceae
Exons: 3
Coding region: 1-3042 (1013 amino acids)
Source: RefSeq, a predicted model, not a curated record